AUGGAAAACAGUGAUGGAUCGCAGACGAACACAUCCAUGCAAAACUACGUGGAGCGCGUCCUAGGCAAGGUGACGGCUCUCGGUGGCAGACACCAGAAUAACGUGGAGCUUGCUAAGGAUGAGGUCCGCAACCUCGCCAUUCAACUGGCGGCAGAUCCCGACUACACCGUCUUCAAUGUGAGCCAGUCCAACAUGCACGAUGCCUUUGAGAGGAUCAUCGCAGAGAUGGAAGAGAUCAUCAACGACACCUUGGUGUCCCUGGACAAGGACCACAAAGAGUUCGACAUCAUGACUGAUAAUAUCCUCAAGUGUGGGCGGAAUCUCAAUGCCAGCAAUGUGAGCGUGACGGAAAUGAGCCCUGCUGUGUUGCUGCUCGGCGUCGAGCAUGAUGUGUGCCGAAACGACUCCGUUCCCUUGCGAGACCUAAACCACACCGCCCAGACGAACUACUACAAUUACAUGGCCAAUCCCAACAUGCCCGACUGCGCCCAGAAUUUUGAGCCGGGGACAUGCCCAGCGCAGCAGGACUUCUCAGUGCCGUUGUACUUCGACAACGCCAUUGCUUGCGCCAGCUCUGUUGAUUCUUGGGCGGGGGCUUUCCACAAACAGGCCCAAAGCCUCAAGACUGCGCAUGAGGCUGCGGAGACGGCUGUUAUUGCCAAGUAUCAGGCGUGCGACAGGACACAGCUGACGUAUGAGUCAGCCUUCUGCACGUACCGCACCGAGCUUGUCGAUCAAUGCUCUGCGCUGGAUAAUUGCUAUUCCAGUGCUGUGAGUGUGUUUCAGGCGACCAAGGCUCUUAUCCUCAAGUCCAACUCAAGCCGCCACGUGGCCUUCAUCGCUGCCAGGCAAGUGCAAUGCUACAUCCGCGUGUUGCAGUCGGACAACCUCACAAUGGCCGCAAUCGAGGCCUGUGAUUACAAGCUGGUCGACACGUCCCCCCUGGCUUUGACAGUGCCCACAAUUCCCCCCAAGCCCGCCUGCGACGUCUCCCUGGUGGCUCAGCACCCGUGUGGCACAGCGUGGGUCGCCAAGAACUACCAGGACGUCACCAAGUACUGGGUUGCAGAGCAAAUUGCUCACGCGACUUGUAUGCCAUGCUUGAGCGAAUCUUUGAACCUGGAGGAGGUUGGCGGCAACGCGGUCGGCGUUAGGGCAGUCUUGGACACG
Molecule: messenger RNA, 1170 nt
Organism: Symbiodinium necroappetens
Lineage: Eukaryota; Dinophyceae; Suessiales; Symbiodiniaceae
Source: the annotation of a GenBank genome assembly